Molecule: messenger RNA, 1321 nt
Organism: Solea senegalensis (Senegalese sole)
Lineage: Eukaryota; Metazoa; Chordata; Actinopteri; Pleuronectiformes; Soleidae
Product: cell wall protein DAN4-like
Exons: 9
Coding region: 132-1268 (378 amino acids)
Source: RefSeq, a predicted model, not a curated record
ACCCAGUACCUGAAUCUUUUAGACAUGCAUCUGUUAUGAAUAUAUUCAACACCUGUACAGUAUAUAAAGAGUAUCUGUGAUGAUCAGCAUCAAGACAGACUAGUCCACAGUAUUUACCUGGAGUGUACAUCAUGAUGAAGCGGCUCCUUUCUUUGGCUUUGAUCGUGGCUCUCUCCAGCACAGCUGGAGCACUUGUGUGUCAGACUUGCACAGAUGAUGAUUGUACAAGCACAGUGCCACUAACAUGUGACACAGAGACAAUGUGUAUAACUGCUGCCAUUACAGCGGUUUCAUCUGGAACUCCUGGAACACAAAUCUUCAAAGCAUGUGCAUCGUCCUCCCUGUGUCCAGUCACAGGCUCCCAGACAUUUUCUGUUAACUUGGGUGUUUCAAGUGCACUUGCAUCUGCUACGUGCUGCGACUCAGAUAACUGCAACUCAGCCACUCUAUCUUUCCCAACGACUCCUUCACCCAACGGCUUUCAGUGUUACGUAUGUGACCCUAACACCUCUCUAUGCACCACUUCAAUCACAUGUACUGGAACAGAGGAUCGCUGCUUUCAAGCAAGCCUGUCAGAUGGGGCCACCACUUCUCCUGCCUUUGGUUGUGCAUCUACAAACAUGUGUGCAGCAUCUGCCAGCCUAGGGACACUACCUUUUAUGCAAGAUGUUGGCAGUAUAAUCAGUGGACCUGCCUGUUGUGGCACUAAUCUAUGUAACGCUCUCACAACAACAACUACUGCACCAACCACUACUACUAAUGCACCAACCACAACUACUGCACCUGCCACAACUACUACUGCUCCAACUACAACUACCAAUGCUCCAACUACAACAACUGCCCCAACUACAACUACUGCACCAACCACAACUACAGCACAAACCGCUAGAAUUACUGCUCCAACCACACAUCCUUCUCUAAAUCGCAGCAUAUCCAGCUCUACCACCUCCAUCUCCAGUGCCUUCUCCCGUCUCCAAGCCGUACAUCGUAGUCCACUGAGGUCUGCUGUGAUCCACCUGGUGGAAACAACGUCAUCCAUCCAUGUCCUGAUAUUCCACGUGCAGCCCAACAAAUGCGUGUGGACUACGUAUGCUUCUGCCCCCCGCCCACCUCUGUUGUUGUCCUGCAUUAGUUGGCAGAGGAGGGACAGUAAAUGCCACCGGAUGAAUCCCGGGCCUCAGAGGAGUGCGUCCUCCCCGCUCACCUUGAGGGAGCCCGCUCUGAAUGACAUGCGACGUCAACAACGACAACCGCGGCAAGGUCACUGAGGAUCACGGAGCGUGAUGGGUCAAGGUUCAACAUCUGGUCUGACACGUGCCGG